UAUAAUACAGUUUUAAAUAAAUAAUAUUAAAUUAUUUAAAUGCGAAUAUGCCAAAUAGCGAAGAUUUACUUGAACAGUUGCUACUGCGCUAUGAAGGCAUUACAUCUAGUCAUACAAGGAAGAGUGAACUUUGUUUAAGUGGUAUUGUUCAAAUUAAGGAAACAUGGUUUACUAUUAAAUUGAUCUGUCCGAAAUUUCCAAAACUUGAGGAAAUGCAUUUAUCAGUGCAGCAAUCAAUUAAAGUGGAAACUUUCACUGAAACCUACACAGAAAUAGAAGCAAAUUGGAACGUUUUUGACUUAAUAGAAAAUUUGCCUAAAUUAAUGAAUAAAAAUGGCAUACAAAAACAAAAAUUAAUAACAGAUGCACAGCAGCUGGAAUUGCAGCAAAAUAUAUAUACAGAAAUUGCAAUUUUAUCCAAAUCUGACGAUUUUGAAAUUGAAUUAAAUGAGGCAUUCACACUGAUACGUUUUUCAAAAUUUAAUCAACAAGAACAACACUUUUUAGAGUUGUCCUUACCUAGCUUGCAGAUAACCAAGCAUAGCUUGCCCGAUUGUAUAAAUUGGGAAACAUUAUUUCAAAAUUUUUUCACACUUAAUAGUUUAUUGGAACAAUUUCGAAAAUAUUUGGAAGAAUUGCAUGAGUUUUAUGAUAAUUUCGUGGAUAUCGAUGAGUUGUGCCACGUACUUCAACCACGUUCACCAUCUACUAAGGAUAAUUGGCGAUUAUUUCUAAUACGUGAACACGUUUUUCUUAAAUUAGUAAUAACAGAUCCUUUUGCACCCAUAUCGUCUAUGUCUUUGAAAAUACUUGGACCCACAGAAGAUGUUGAACAAUUGCGACGUACUUACAGUGAGGGCCUCUGUAAUUGGGAUGCUGAAUUGGAUAUACAUAAAAAUUUAUUGCGUAUAUUUGAUUUAUGUUUUUUUCCGAUGCGACCGGGAAUUGAUGGUGAAUUAAUAGAUGGUGCUGUGGAAGAACAGCAAUUCUGUAAUAUAUGUUACUGUUAUCAUUUGGAUGAUGGUGACAUACCACUGAUCUCCUGCGACAAUCGGCAAUGCACUAUGAUAUAUCAUGCAGUUUGUCUACGUGAGUGGUUUAAUACACUAUCAGAUGGGAAAACGUUUCUAAAAGUUUCUUUUGGCAAUUGUCCAUUUUGUAAAGCGACCUUAUCAACAUCUUUCGUGGAGUUAAUAAAAAAUUAA
Messenger RNA from Teleopsis dalmanni, 1205 nucleotides. RefSeq names its product E3 ubiquitin-protein ligase FANCL-like. Bases 48 to 1205 code for a protein of 385 amino acids. The transcript has 3 exons. Gene Ontology annotation, cellular component: nucleus; Fanconi anaemia nuclear complex. NCBI's taxonomy places the organism in Eukaryota, Metazoa, Arthropoda, Insecta, Diptera, Diopsidae. Gene Ontology annotation, molecular function: ubiquitin protein ligase activity. Gene Ontology annotation, biological process: interstrand cross-link repair; protein monoubiquitination. The record is from RefSeq and is a predicted model, not a curated record.